Cyprinus carpio (common carp) is the source of this 2565-nucleotide messenger RNA. RefSeq names its product CTP synthase 1a (gene ctps1a). NCBI's taxonomy places the organism in Eukaryota, Metazoa, Chordata, Actinopteri, Cypriniformes, Cyprinidae. The transcript has 17 exons. The record is from RefSeq and is a predicted model, not a curated record. Gene Ontology annotation, cellular component: cytoophidium; cytoplasm. Gene Ontology annotation, molecular function: CTP synthase activity; identical protein binding. The coding region runs from base 75 to 2078 and encodes 667 amino acids. Gene Ontology annotation, biological process: pyrimidine nucleobase biosynthetic process; CTP biosynthetic process.
GAAGAACGCGCCUGCUCCGCAGUGUGGGUCUGAGCUCGCGCAGCACGUGGGGACGAGCGGUGAGCGCGAGGGUGAUGUGCACGCGUUUGUUCUCGCUUUACAAAAGCUGCUUUUGUGCUGUAGAGAUCGUUCAACAUCUGUCGCACCGGGCCGGUCGAGCAUUGUACAGUAAAUCUCCAAAUAUCUCAUCAGAUAUAUCAGAUCACCCGCGUGUGGUUGGCAGUAUGAAGUAUAUUCUGGUGACGGGCGGCGUGAUCUCGGGCAUCGGGAAAGGCAUUAUAGCCAGCAGCGUGGGAACCAUCCUCAAGUCCUGCGGCCUGCACGUCACAGCCAUCAAGAUCGACCCCUACAUCAACAUCGAUGCGGGGACCUUCUCUCCAUACGAGCACGGUGAGGUGUUUGUUUUGGAUGAUGGGGGAGAGGUGGAUUUGGAUCUGGGCAACUAUGAGCGUUUCCUGGACAUCAGGCUCACCAAAGACAACAACCUGACCACCGGAAAAAUCUACCAGUCGGUCAUCAACAAAGAGCGCAGGGGAGAUUACCUGGGCAAAACCGUACAGGUGGUGCCACACAUAACUGAUGCUAUUCAGGACUGGGUGAUGCGUCAGGCUAAAGUUCCCGUAGACGACGAUGAUGUUGAGCCCCAGGUCUGCGUCAUCGAGUUGGGCGGUACGGUUGGAGAUAUAGAGAGCAUGCCCUUCAUCGAAGCCUUCAGACAGUUCCAGUUUAAAGUGAAGAGAGAGAAUUUCUGUAAUAUUCACGUCAGUCUGGUACCACAGCCCAGCGCUACAGGAGAGCAGAAGACCAAACCCACGCAGAACAGUGUGAGGGAGCUCAGAGGCCUGGGACUGUCCCCUGACCUGAUUAUGUGUCGCUGCUCCACUCCGCUUGAUAACUCGGUGAAAGAGAAGAUAUCCAUGUUCUGUCAUGUGGAACCUGAACAGGUAAUCUGCGUACAUGAUGUAUCAUCCAUCUACAGAGUGCCGCUGCUCUUAGAAAACCAGGGUGUUGUGGGAUACUUCUGUCGCAGGCUGAACCUGCCCAUUGAAACCAAACCCAGGAAAAUGCUCGCAAAGUGGAAAGAGAUGUCAGACAGGUCAGACAGGCUGUUGGAGCAAUGCUCCAUUGCUCUGGUGGGGAAAUACACCAAGUUCUCAGACUCGUAUGCGUCUGUGAUCAAAGCCCUGGAGCACUCCGCUCUCGCCAUCAGCCACAAGCUAGAGGUUAAGUAUGUUGACUCUGCAGAUUUGGAGGCCAGUAGACUUCAGGAAGAGCCAGUGAGGUACCACGAGGCCUGGCAGAAACUCUGCAGUGCUAAUGGGAUUUUAGUACCUGGAGGUUUUGGAGUACGAGGGACGGAGGGCAAGAUUCAAGCCAUCAGCUGGGCCAGGAAACAGAAGAAGCCCUUCCUGGGUAGAACCUGCUUAAAAUUCAUUAAAACUGAAAUGUCCUGCUCCGUCUGUGAAUGUUUAGAAGCAGUGUUGAGCAAAGUGUGGCUCUUGUUUUUCCUAGAUGCGAACUCCACCGAAUUUGACCCAGAAACAGAACAUCCUGUGGUGAUUGACAUGCCAGAACACAAUCCAGGGCAGAUGGGAGGAACUAUGCGGCUGGGGAAAAGGAGAACCAUUUUCAAAACCAAAAACAGCAUACUUAGAAAACUUUACGGAGAUGUAGAUCAUUUGCAAAUAUUUGUGUUAUUCUUAGGUGUGCUAGCAUGGAUGAAAGCAGUGUUAUUUGUUCUGUGUGAGCAGGUGAACCCAGAGCUGACGCAGCAUUUUGAGGAGAAGGGCUUCCGUUUUGUGGGUCAGGACGUGGAGGGGGAGAGAAUGGAGGUCAUCGAGCUGGACGAUCACCCGUAUUUUGUUGGUGUCCAGUAUCACCCAGAAUUCACAUCCAGACCCAUAAAGCCGUCUCCGCCGUACUUGGGCCUGUUGUUGGCCGCUGCAGGGAGGCUUCCGGGUUAUCUUCAGAAAGGCUGUCGGCUUUCACCACGAGAAACAUACAGUGACGGGAGCGGCAGCAGUUCUCCAGACUCGGAGAUCGCAGACUUGAAACUACACUCACUUGCUCAGGAAUAAAUCAGUUAAUGGUAUAGGGCAGCGUGGGACUAUUUAUAUAGUUUUGUUUUCAGGGCCUGCUUUCUAAAAAGGAUGUGCUCUGUAAUGCAGUUUUAAAUGGUCCAGCUUCAGUGAAAACAGGAUUUGACAGACUGGUAGCUUAAUUUAGUCCAAAUAGUUUUGAAUUGUAUAUUGCAUGUGAUUUGCCAAUUAAAUCAGUGGAAGUGAGGCGUAAACUUGCUCGGGACAACUGCUUAAGGUUUUUUUUUUUGGUAAGAUUUGUUCCUAUGAAUUAUCUUGAUAUUAGAUUUGUUCCCCAUGUGUAUCUUUUAAGCUGACAGUUGUCAUUUUUGGAAAAUGUAAAGUCAAGUGUACAAAGAACGACAAUUUUCUUGGAGUCAAGGAUUGUCCCAAGAGGGUUUAUUCAGAAAUAGUCAGCUCUACAGAAGAAUGACUAAAUAUUAAAACAUUUUAAUAAGCAUAUAUUAAAAAAAAAAAAAAAAAAAAA